Aspergillus fischeri NRRL 181 is the source of this 1956-nucleotide messenger RNA. It is a transcript of the gene eng2, whose product is annotated as putative GPI anchored endo-1,3(4)-beta-glucanase. Bases 1 to 1956 code for a protein of 651 amino acids. Gene Ontology annotation, molecular function: hydrolase activity, hydrolyzing O-glycosyl compounds. The record is from RefSeq and is a predicted model, not a curated record. The transcript has a single exon. Gene Ontology annotation, biological process: glucan catabolic process. Lineage: Eukaryota; Fungi; Ascomycota; Eurotiomycetes; Eurotiales; Aspergillaceae.
AUGGCCCCGUCGUCGCUCUUCUUGAGCGUAGGAUCUCUCAUUGCUUCGUCCUUGGUCUCAGCAACAGCCCUGGAGGCUCGUCAAUCGCAGACGUAUCAGCUUGCAGAGUCCUGGCAGGGCGAAAGCUUCAUCAAUGACUGGAAUUUCUUCGACAGAGCUGACCCUACUAACGGCUAUGUGACAUACGUCAAUCAGAGCUUCGCUGAACAAUCCGGGUUGGUCAAAGUCACUCAGAGCGGCAGCUUUUAUAUGGGUGUCGACUACGAGAGCACCCUGAACCCCAACGGCCCCGGCCGUGAGUCGGUACGGAUCGAAACGAAAAAUUACUACACGGAGGGACUGUAUGUCAUCGAUAUCGAGCACAUGCCUGGCAGUAUUUGCGGCACAUGGCCCGCCUUCUGGUCCGUCGGUAAGGACUGGCCCAACGACGGUGAGAUUGAUAUCAUUGAGGGUGUCAACUUGCAGAAGGCAAACAAAAUCGUCCUUCACACCAGCGGCUCCUGCGAUGUCUCGGGCAGCAACGACAUGACUGGCACUCUCUCUUCCUCUGAGUGUGGCGAGGCUUCCGGCACGGUCGGAUGUGUAGUCAAGGGAACCAAUGGCAGCUCUGGCGAUCCUUUCAAUGAGGCGGGUGGUGGUGUGUAUGCCAUGGAGUGGACUGACACCUUUAUCAAGAUCUGGUUCUUCCCUCGCAGCCAGAUUCCGGCUUCUCUCUCCAGCGGCAACCCCGAUACCUCCUCGUUCGGAACCCCUAUGGCGCAUCUGCAGGGCUCCUGCGACUUUGCGGAGCGCUUCAAGGCACAAAAGUUUAUCAUUGACACAACCUUUUGCGGUGACUGGGCCGGUAAUGUUUUUGCCGAAUCCACCUGCCCCAUGAGCGAUCCCAGCAGCCCCAUGCAGAGCUGUGUCAACUACGUCGCUCAGAACCCCGCGGCUUUCAAGGAGGCUUACUGGGAGAUCAACUCCAUCAAGGUCUACCAGUACGGCGUCAGCGCUGCUUCGUCCGCCGCCGUCUCGCAAGCCACAGCCUCCAAGGUCGAAGGCACUCUGGUCUCGGUCCAGGCCGCCAAUACCGCGACGCCAACCGUUCCCGUCCCCGCUGAGACAACUGCUGUUCCCCAGCCAGCUCAGACCAACACUGUUGCGACCUCCGCUGCUGAUUACGCCACACAGUCGUCUGCCGAGACCACGACUGUUCCCGCUGCCACCGGGGCUCCCAGUGUGUCUGCGGCUGAGGGCGGCGAUUCGGAGUUGGAAUCAACUAGCACCGUCUACGUCACAUCGACUACCACUAUCUGCCCUGUCGCAGAAAGUUCAUCCGCAGCUGCCGCGGGUGGCAAGAAGGACGCUCCCUUCAACGGGGUUUCUGGCGCCGAGGUCGCUGCAACUUCCGUCGCUGCUGCUCCCGCUGCUGCCACAAGUGAGCACCCGGGUGCCGACGCCAUCGCAAAUUCUGCCGCUGCUACGUCUACUGUUGCCAAGUCGGAGGGUGUCGCAUCCCAGCUGACCGCAGGCGCUCUUUCUGAAAUCCCUACAGCACCUCCGGAACCUGUCUCCCAAGCUGUCAGCACGGGAUCCUUCGAUGACUCUGACACUGCGCAAGGCGACUCCGAAGAGCAUGGCUCUAUUGCCUCUGCAUCUGCUGCGCCUUCCACAAUCCCUGUGCCAGCCUCAUCCAGCGCUGCUGCUUUAGGUGGCUCUUCUAUCGCCAGUUCAUUCGCUUCGUCUCGUCUUGUUCCCAGACCUACUGGAAGUUCUACAGCCGCAUCCGUCACUGCCAUUGCUACCUGGUCGCCGACAGCUGGUGAAAGGGCUUCCGGCACGGCAAAAGGAUCGGCGACACUGACCGCGCCGUCUGAAGUUGUCUUCACUCCUGGCCUCAGCAACGGCGCAAACAGAAUGUCGGUUGGUCUUUCUGGUCUGAUCGGUGUUAUGUUCAUUGCUGCUCUGGCAUAG